GUGAGUAGUGUGUGAGUGUCAGCAAUGAUGUCGUACACAGGCCAGCUCCCCUGGCUGCUUAUUGUAUUUCUAAUAUUUUCAGGAUUAAAUUGUGAAUCUGAAGAGCAUGCACAAGGCAGAAAGAAAAGAGACAUUACAAAUGACCAGCCCCGCAUGACUUCAGAUAACGGGAAUUUAAUUUUCCACACCGGGAAUUACAAGAACAUAGAAUUCAAGACAGGGUCAUCGGGAAACGUGAGAAUAAAUGAUCAGGACCUGACACAACUUUUGAAUCAGAUCAAGAAAAACCAAGAUGACAUCACAUCAAUUAAAAAUACUGGUUCUCAAAAUGUUUCCAACCAAAUCAACCAACUCAAUACAAGGUUGACAAGCCUGGAAGGGAAGGUACAGACCUUAGAGCAGACUGUGCAAAGAAAGAACUGUGGCAGCAAUCCAUGUCAGAAUGCUGGAACAUGCUUGAACCUGUUGGAUGCUUUCUAUUGCAUCUGUCCAAACAACUGGCAGGGGCCGAUUUGUUCAGCAGACGUCAACGAAUGUCAGAUUUAUGCUGGAACACCACUAGGCUGCCAGAAUGGAGGGACCUGCACUAACACCCCAGGAGGAUACAACUGUGUCUGCUCUGCAGAAUGGUACGGUCCACACUGCACUUCCAAAUAUGAUGACUGUCAGGGUGGAUCCCAGGCUCUUUGUGAACACGGCAUCUGCAUUGAUUCAGACAGAGUGCAGCCAGGACAGCCCAAAUACAAGUGUAUCUGUGACAAUGGCUGGAUGUCCCCCCCUGGUAGCCCGGCCUGCACAGCUGACGUUGAUGAAUGCAGCCUCCCGGACCGGCCCUGUUCGACCAACCCUCCCGUCGAGUGUUUCAACACCAUGGGCUCCUACUACUGUGGGCCCUGUCCAGCAGGUUGGCAAGGGAAUGGUUACAGCUGCCAGGACAUCAAUGAGUGUGACAGCAACAAUGGUGGAUGUUCCACGUCUCCAAUGGUUCAGUGUUUGAACACGAUGGGAUCCUUCCAUUGCGGACAAUGCCCACCAGGUUACGAGGGAGACGGCAGAGUCUGCACUCAGGCUGACAUCUGUUCUGUGAAUAAUGGUGGAUGUCACCCACUGGCCUCGUGUGCAAGCAAUCCAGGUAGUAACCUCCCGACCUGCGUGUGUCCUCCUGGAUAUACUGGCAACGGUUAUGGGCAGAGUGGAUGUGCUCCUUUCAGUGACAUCUGCCAGGAACAGAACCCUUGUGUGAAUGGCCAGUGCAUUAGCACUACAUCAGGUUAUAUUUGCAACUGUGAUCCAGGAUGGGCUGGAGCUACCUGUAACCAGAAUAUUAACGAAUGUACCAGCAACCCGUGUCAGAACGGGGGGACCUGCACUGAUGGCAUCAACGGCUACACCUGCACUUGUACCCAGUCUUGGACUGGUCCACAGUGUCAGACCCCUCAGCAAGUGUGUGGUGGAUAUCUCAAUGGCUUGGCAGGUACAUUCAGCUAUCCCAACACUCCUGGAAGUGACGAGUAUGAUCACCAGGUCAGCUGUGCUUGGGUUAUCAGGACCGACUCAGACAAGAUUCUCCGUAUUACCUUCCCGUUUUUCCAUUUGGAAAGCAGUUCAGGGUGCAACUAUGACUUCCUGCAAAUCCAUGAUGGGGAUUCGGCUUCUGGCUUCAUGAUCGGCAAAUAUUGCGGCACUGCGGCCCCGGCAGAGCUCUUUAGCUCCCACAAUUCCUUGUACUUCUGGUUCCGCUCGGAUCACUCCAUCAAUGCUGGUGGAUUUACAGUGGCUUGGGAGUCACGGGAGCCGGAGUGUGGUGGUGAGCUGACUGGCACAUACGGUUCCAUUAACUCACCCGGGUACCCUGGCAACUAUCCACCUAACAGGGACUGUUAUUGGACUAUCUCUGUCAACCCUGGCCUGCUCAUUACAUUUUCCUUUGGGACUUUGAGUUUGGAACAUCAUGACAACUGUAACUAUGACUACCUUGAGAUUAGAGAUGGACUCUUGCCAGAGGAUGCUGCCCUUGGUAAAUACUGUAGCACCGGAUCCCCUCCUCCACUGCAGACGACUGGGCCUUAUGCAUGGGUCCAUUUCCAUUCAGACUUCACUAUAUCCGACAGGGGCUUCCACAUCACUUACACAACGUCACCAUCUGAUCCUGGCUGCGGAGGGACAUACACAGACAGUGAGGGCAUUAUCAUCUCUCCCAACUGGCCUAAUCCUUAUGCCAACAACAGACAGUGCGUGUACGUCAUCAGGCAGCCAGCUGAUGAACUCAUCUACCUCAACUUCACCAACAUAGACCUCGAGUCCCACGGCAGCUGCAGCUUCGACUAUAUUGAGGUGCGGGAUGGAUCCUCAGAAACUGAUGCGCUGAUCGGCAAGUACUGUGGCUCUGCACUUCCUGCUCCGAUUACAUCCACUUCAAACAGGCUGUGGAUCAAAUUCAAGUCUGAUGCUUCCAUAACAAAAGGAGGAUUCCGAGCUAUGUACCAAGUCGCUUGUGGAGGAGUCCUGUCCGGUACAGGUACUAUUCGCACUCCAUACCAUCCCAAUGCCUACCCCCAUGACAAGACAUGCGCGUGGGUCAUCAGCCAGCCCGCCGGACAGGUGGUCACCCUGAACUUCCUCUCAUUUGAUAUUGAGAGCCACGGCUCCUGUGCUUUUGACUAUGUGGAGCUCAGGGAUGGUACCACCGCCAGCUCCCCCCUGAUUGGUAAAUACUGCGGCACACAAAUCCCAGCCCCGGCCCAGUCCACACAGAGGUCCAUGUACAUCCGCUUUGUGACGGAUUCCUCUGUCACCAACUUUGGGUUCACAGCCGAGUACGGGUCAGCAGAAGCAGGUUGUGGAGAGACUCUUACUGGACCUACUGGAACAAUAACUAGCCCAGGCCACCCAACAAACUACCCACAUGGAGCCAACUGCACAUGGUACAUCUCUGUUGUGCCCGGGCACAUCGUUCGCCUAACGUUCACUUCGUUUAACAUGGAGUUCCACCAUAACUGCGACUACGAUUAUGUUGAAGUGUACGAUAAUGGCACUGUCACUACCGGAACGAAACUUGGAAGAUAUUGUGGAAGAUCAGCUCCCCCAUCACUUACCAGCACUGACAACAUGAUGACCCUCCUGUUUGUGUCAGAUUCAAGCAUAUCCACAGAGGGCUUCUCUGCCAGCUAUGUGUCCAUCAAUGCCACCACUGACUGUGGAGAAGUGUACACUGCACCCACAGGGACACUAACAUCACCCAACUACCCCAACAACUACCCCAACAGCCGACGGUGCAUUUAUAAAAUCGUCGUCGAGACAAACCGUCAGAUCAUGCUGAACUUCACUGACUUUAUACUGGAACACACCUACCCCUCUUGUAGUUUCGAUCAUAUUGAAAUUAGAGAUGGAGGGUAUGAAACAUCCCCAUUGAUUGGCAAAUAUUGUGGAAUGUAUACCCCACCCCUUGUCAUCUCCCAUAGCAACAGACUGUGGAUAAAAUUUUCUUCAGAUGUCACUGUGACGUACAAAGGCUUUAUGGCACAUUGGGAUGGGACAUUGUCAGGUUGUGGUGGAACCCUGACUACAUCCACUGGCAGUUUUACCUCCCCUAACUACCCCUUGCCCUACCACCCCAAUGCUGAAUGCUACUGGCUCCUGAAGACCAACCCUGGCAGUCAGAUACAGCUUCAGUUCAGUGACUUCCACCUGGAGUCCAGCACAAACUGCAUGUAUGACUACCUUGCGGUGUAUAAUGGCAACAGUACCAAUGCCAUGCCGUUGGCUAAACUUUGUGGCAAUCUGAUUCCUGCACCAAUUCAGUCCACCUGGGAAAGCCUCUUUGUCAAACUGCGAACUGACCAGUCUAUUGGGGCAGGAGGUUUUGUUGCAACAUAUAAUCAAGUCUGCCAGGGAGUGGUCAUUGCCAAUCGCAGCAGGGGUGUCUUGGAGAGCCCCAAUUAUCCCAAUGCUUAUCCCCACGGCAAACGCUGCAGCUGGACCAUUCAGGCUACAGCUGGCAACACUAUCAAUUACACAUUCACUGCAUUUGACCUGGAGGUUUACUGUACUUACGACUAUAUUAAGCUUUAUGAUGGACCAAACGACCAGUCUAAUCUCAUCGGCACAUUCUGUGGCAACACCCCUCCCCCUGCAAACAGCACUACCGGUACCAGCCUGCAUGUGGUCUUUGUCUCUGAUCCAUCAGUGUCUCGUAGCGGCUUCCAGAUGCUUUGGUACCAAAACGGUUGUGGUGGGGAGCUGUUUGGCCCUCACGGCUUAUUCAACAGCCCUGGCUACCCCAGCAGGUAUCCUGACAACAGAGAGUGUAUCUGGCACAUCCAGGCAGCCCCUGAAAGCAGCAUUCAAAUAACCAUCCACGAGUUUGAUGUUGAAUAUCACCCUGACUGUAGCUAUGAUGUCCUAGAGGUGUAUGGAGGCCCCGACGUGUCGUCUCCGAGGUUAGCCCAGCUGUGCACAACACGUCCCCCCAACCAACCCCUGCAGGUCUCCAGCACGGGAAACUUUGUCACGGUCCGCUUCAAAACUGACCACUAUAUAAGCGGGAAGGGCUUCAAUGCAAGCUGGCAGGAAGUCCAAGGAGGUUGUGGGGGAGUAUUCACAGCUCCCAGUGGAGAAAUCCAUUCCCCUAACUACCCCAAUCCUUAUUCUGUUAACGUGGACUGUUCAUGGAUUAUCAAUGUGGACCAGGGACACCGAGUUCUUCUGACAUUCAAUGACUUUGACAUUGAAAACCAUGACUCCUGUGGCUAUGACUACCUAGCUGUUUAUGAUGGACCGAACAGCCAGGCUCCGCUGCUGGGGAAGCUGUGUGGUCUGGACAGGCCUACACCAAUCACCUCAACUCAAAGCACCAUCUAUGUACGCUUCCGAUCAGACAGCAGCAAUAACCAUAAAGGCUUUAGCGCUGGAUUCUCUGAAGUUUGUGGAGCUGUCAUCACCACUGAUGAUAUUGGUGGAGCCAUUGCCUCGCCUAUGUAUCCUAAUAACUACCCCUCUAAUCAGAACUGCAGCUGGAUCAUUCAAGCCCAAGAGCCAUUCAACCACGUUACAUUGUCUUUCACCGACUUCAGUUUGGAAAACAAAAAUGGGAACUGCACAACGGACUUGGUAGAAAUUUUGGAUGGAAAUAACUACGAGGCACCAUCAGUAGGUCGCUACUGCGGUACUGCUGUCCCACACCCUGCCACAUCUUUCAGCAAUGCACUGGUAGUGAACUUCAUUUCCAAUGGUCAAGACUCAGACAAAGGGUUCAGAGCAACAUAUGGGGCCUCCACAUCAGCAUGUGGAGGUGCAUUAUACAUGGAAACAGGAGCCUUCAACAGCCCCAACUAUCCUGACACCUACCCAUCAAAUAUUGAGUGUGUCUGGAACAUCCUGAGCUCCCCUGGCAACCGCCUGCAGCUCUCCUUCACAAUGUUGCAGCUCCAGCCCAGUCCGAACUGUGUCAACGACUACCUGGAGAUCCGGGAAGGAAAUGCCACAGGCCAUCUGGUGGGGCGCUUCUGCGGGAAUUCCCUUCCUGUCAACUACACCUCGGUCAUCGGACACAUCCUGUGGGUGAAGUUUGUCUCGGACGGAUCGAUAGGUGGUGCUGGCUUCAGGGCGACAUUCGCACACUUGUAUGGAAAUGAGAUUACCGGAUCAGCAGGACAGAUUGCCUCUCCACUUUGGCCAAGGGAUUACCCUGACAAUGCAGACUAUCGCUGGACCAUCACAGUCAAUGCUGACUAUUUCAUCCGAGUUUGGAUCCUUGAGAUGGAUGUUGAGGACACGUACGAAUGUUACUUUGACAAACUGAAGAUCUUUGAUGGCCCUAGUGUUCAUUCUUACCAGCUGGGGACGUUCUGUGGGCUCCACCCUCCUCCUCCUGUCAGCAGCUCGGGCAGCUCCAUGACUCUGGAGUUUCAGUCCGAUGACUCUGUCAGUGGGAGGGGCUUCAUGCUGGAGUGGCUUGCGAUAGAGGCCUCUGGGGCCCUACCCACCAUAGCUCCAGGUGCCUGUGGAGGUGCUCUCAUGACUGGGGACGCCCCCUCUUUCCUCUUCUCUCCUGGCUGGCCCAAUGACUAUCAGAACAACCUGGAGUGCACCUGGGUUAUCCGCUCUCCAGACUCCACUGUCGAGCUCAAUAUCCUUUCUGUCGAUAUCGAAUCCCACAACAGCUGCUUCUACGACAGUCUCGUCAUCAGAGAUGGGGAAACCAACGUGUCACCAUUACUGGCCACUGUUUGUGGCAGAGAGCUCCCUGGACCAAUCCGAUCUACUGGCGAUGCCAUGUUCAUUCGGUUUACUGCUGAUGGCAGCUAUUCCGGAGGAGGGUUCAACGCCUCGUACCACAAGAGCUGCGGUGGUCUUCUGCAUGCUGACAGAGGUGUUCUCACAUCUCCCAACCACCCCCAGACCUACACUCCUAACCUGAGCUGCUCCUGGCACGUGGCUGUGACCAGCGGGCUCACUGUAGCCGUGCACUUUGAGCAGCCUUUCCAGAUUCAAGGUUACGGUACAGCUUGCAGCAGUGGAGACUAUCUGGAGUUGAGGAAUGGCCCUGAUGCCUCCUCCCCACCUCUGGGCUCUAGCAGUGAAAAUGGCCGUUACUGUGGUUCAGCUACACCCUCUACCAUGCACACCACAGACAACCAGCUCUUCCUUCGCUUCAUCUCUGACAGCUCCAACGAGGGCCAGGGCUUCAAACUCACAUAUGAGGCUCUGAGCCUGGCCUGUGGAGGAAACAUUUAUAUGAGUGAUUCAGACCCGUCUGGAUAUAUCACAUCCCCCAACUAUCCCAACAACUACCCCCAGAAUGUGGACUGCUCCUGGACCAUCACUGUCCCCAACGGAGAAGCUGUUCAGCUGGACUUCGAGGGCGAUUUCUACAUUGAGCCUACAGACAGCUGUUUGUAUGAUUACCUGGAAUUGCGUGACGGUGCGACUCCAAACGCUCCUCUGAUUGCCAAGAUCUGCGGAGAAGAACACCCCUCCACCCAGAAAUCCACGGGCUCUGUCAUGUACCUCCGAUUCCGCACUGACAGCAGUGUCACACACAAGGGAUUCAAAGCCAAGUAUUCUAUAGCAACUUGUGGCGGCAGGCUGAUUGGACAAAGUGGUACUUUGCACAGUCCUGGACAUCCUGAAUCCAGUUACCCUGAUAAUUCUCACUGUGAGUGGUACCUACAAGGACCAACUGGCCACUACCUCACAAUAAGCUUUACUGCACUGGACCUCCAGAACUCUACAGGCUGCAGUAAUGAUUAUGUGGAGGUCAGAGAGCACAAUGCAACAGGGCGACUUUUGGGUAAACACUGUGGGAACAUUCCACCCUCUCCUGUAGACACCUCUGACAGCUAUGCCUAUGUGAAAUUUGUCAGUGAUGCUUCUGUUAGUGCCUCAGGAUUUAGUCUGCGAUUUGAUGCCAGUGUUGAAGAGUGUGGAGGUGACCUGAAUGCAGCGUCUGGAACGAUCACCUCUCCCAACUACCCGAACCUGUACCCACACAGCCGGGUGUGUGAAUGGAGGAUCACCGUGCCAGAGGGCAGACGGGUGACUCUCACCAUCAAUGACCUGCGCAUAGAAGAGCAUCAGAACUGCAACUAUGAUUAUGUAGCUGUAUAUAAUGGCAUACUUCUUAGCGCUCCCAUGCUGGCAAGGUACUGUGGAGACGUAGAUUCUGGAACACAAGUUAAGUCAUCAGGAAACACCAUGGCAGUGGUCUUCGUCACAGAUGCUUCCGUUUCCAAUGGCGGUUUCAGUGCAGACUACACUUCAGAUGAAGAAGCUGUUUGCGGCGGUAUCUUGAAUGUUCCCGAUGGGGGGAAUUUCACCUCUCCUGGGUAUGAUGGUGAGAGUAGCUACGCCAAUAACCUGAACUGUGAAUGGAUCAUCCAGAACCCGUCUCACUUGAACUCCUCCAUAUCCAUCAGUUUUGGUGACUUUCACCUGGAGCACCACCUAACCUGCGAGAGGGACUACAUUGAAUUCAGAAUCGGCAAUGCUAAUGGGGAGUUGCUAGCCCGGUUCUGUGGACAGUCUGUCCCCGCAGUGCCACUUGUGGUUUCUGCCCCUCAGAUCUGGGUGCACUUCUUGUCUGACUACACUACGGGGGAUAUUGGGUUCCUUGCCAAAUAUGUAUUUACAGGCUGUGGCGGUUUGCAGACUGGAGAAAGCGGAGUUGUUGCGAGUCCCAGCUACCCAAGUCCUUAUGACAACGUGAACCGCUGUGCAUGGUUACUGGAGGCACCUGAAGGCCACACUAUCACUCUCACUUUCACUUACUUUGAUGUGGAGCCACACACGGAGUGUAAGUGGGACUCUGUGACUAUAAUGAAUGGUGGCUCCUCAGAAUCACCUGUGAUUGGACAGUACUGUGGUACCAACUCACCGGGAACUAUCCAAUCAGGCUCUAACAAACUUGUGGUGGUGUUUGUCUCUGACCACAGUGUUCAAGCAGGUGGAUUCUAUGCAACUUGGACAACAGAUUCAUCAGGCUGUGGUGGCACUAUCCAUGCAGAUAGCGGUACUAUCAAAUCACCGGGCUACCCUCAGAACUUCCCACCUAACAGUGAGUGUACAUGGAGGAUCAUUGCCCACGAAGGCAACCAUUUGGAAAUGAGCUUCAGCAGUGAUUUUGAGAUUCCUGACAGUAGCGGACUCUGCCAAAGCAGCUAUGUAAAGGUGUGGGGAGGCCCUGCUGAAGUGGAUGAAAGGCUGCUGGCAACAGGCUGUGGGACAGCUGCCCCAGCGUCGCUUAUUGCUCCGGGCAACAUGAUAACUACUAGGUUCCAGACUCAAGGCCUUGUUGGGAAGGGAUUCUCAGCUGCAUACACCACCCGCUGUGGUGCUAACUUCACUGCCCCUGCUGGACGUGUUGUGUCACCCAACUACCCAGCGCAUUACCCAAUCAACAGCAACUGCAAUUACCUCAUUGAUGCAGGCAACCAGAAAAUCGUUGUCUUGCGCUUUGAGACCUUCCAAGUAGAAUCCCAUUCAACCUGUACUUAUGAUGGACUCAAGAUCUACAGCGGGACCACAAAUACAGGAUCCCCAAUUACAACUCUGUGUGGCUCUCAGAUUCCCGGUCCAUUCACUACUGCUGGCCCAAUGCUACUGAACUUCUACUCUGACUCUGUAAUAGUUUAUAAGGGGUUCCUGGCUAAGUAUGAGGUGAUCCCCUGUGGUGGUAUUUUCAACCAGUCUACUGGUACAGUCAGCAGUCCCACUCAUUCAAUUUCUGACUACCACAGCAACAUGAACUGCACCUAUCACAUCAUUGUUGGAAACAACAGGGUUGUCGAGCUAAAAUUUAAUUCCUUCCAUCUCGAGGCCUCCUCCAACUGUGCCUAUGAUUAUAUAGCUGUCUAUGAUGGAGCAAACACCCAGGCCCCUCUCCUGGGCAAGUUCUGUGGCAUGGUGAUCCCUUCAACUCUGAAGAGUUCCUCAAACAAUCUGUUCCUGGUGUUUAAGACAGACUACUCCGCCAAUGCAGGGGGCUGGAGGGCCACCUUCAGGCAGACUUUAGGACCACAGCAAGGCUGUGGUGGCUACCUGACCGCUCCCAGUGGCUCUUUUGGCUCUCCUGACAUCGACUUUGAUGGCAAAUAUGAGGCAAGCCUGGACUGUGUGUGGAACAUUGUGGUUCCUCAAAACAUGAACGUCAAUCUCACAUUUUCAAACUUCAUCCUGGAAGGGCCUUCUGGAACAAUCUGUAGAUAUGAUUAUGUUAAGGUGUUUGAUGGAGACAAUGAGAACUUCCCACUCGUUGGCACUUUCUGUGGCACCACCGUACCGGCUUCUUUUGCCUCCAGCAACAACUUCCUGACAGUGAAGUUUGUCUCAGAUAGCUCUGUCAGUUUCAGUGGGUUCAACGCUACCUACACAGCUGUGGAGUUGACUUGUGGUGGGUCUCACAAUGCCAGCACCACUCCUCAGACCAUCACAUCUCCUAUUUCCUCCAACCCAUAUCCAUCCUCCACCAACUGUCAAUGGACCCUGGAUGCACCGGCACAGGAAAAUGUCAAACUGUCUGUCCAGCGUUUCCACUUGCCACCCAGUCAGAGCUGUUCCCAUGACUACCUGGAGUUCAAGGACUGGCCUCCGGGUGAUUAUGGGCAGGUUCACAGAUUCUGCGGGACAGACACUACAAUCCCAGACUUCUACACAUACGGUCGUACGGUUAUGGUGACAUAUAAAUCUGAUCACUACUUGGUAGAAAACGGAUUCAGUGUAACAUAUGAGAUUGCAGGUUGCAGCAGAGAGUACAAUCAAACCUUUGGAUAUUUGAAGAGUCCAGGCUGGCCCGGCAUCUACCAUCAAAACCUGAACUGUGUCAUUAUUCUUAGAGCCCCACAAAACAACACCAUCUCACUCUUUUUUGAUGCCUUUGAUCUGGAAUCUCACACAACCUGCAGCUAUGACUACUUGGAGAUCAGAAAUGGCAGCACUGCGUCUGACACACUGCUGGGUAAAUACUGUGGUCAGGCCCUGCCUAAUCCAGUCUUCCCAAACAGCAACCUGCUGUACCUCCACUUCCAAAGUGAUUUCUCACAGAGUCGCAAUGGCUUUGAGAUCACCUGGACCUCCUCUCCAAAUGGGUGCGGGGGCACACUGUACGGAGACCAUGGCUCCUUUACCAGUCCAAACUACCCUGGAACCUACAAUAAUAACACAGACUGUGAGUGGACCAUUGUAGCACCAGUUGGGCGUGUGGUUACAGUCAACUUUGCCUUCAUCAGCAUUGAUGACCCAGGAGACUGUUUGAACAACUAUCUGAAGCUGUACAACGGUCCAGAUGCAAGCACACCCCCAGUAGGGCCGUAUUGUGGACUGGAAACGAAUAUCGCUCCCUUUACGUCUACAUCUCACCAAGUCUUUGUCAAGUUUCACACUGAAUACUCAACACUGCCAUCAGGAUUCAGGCUGACGUGGACUAGCUAAAGAAAGGGGUUCUGCAGGGAGCGUGCAAGACGGGUUUCAAGACAUCAUGACAAUGUUGUUGGAUAAGCCCAAAAAGGACACAAAUUAAAAGUUUGCACUGCUGUUUCAAGCCAAAUUUUAACUGCCCUUUCCUGUGCAAUCUUUUGCAGAAAUUUCAGAAAUAUCGACUGUCGAAUUAUGUUUAGAAAUUAUAAAACAAUUAUUUUAGAUCAGUACUUUUGUUUAUAAAUAAAUUGAAAUGUUACUUUUGCAUAAUUUGUAUUAGUAUGUUUUUUUUUUUUAUACGUUUUUGCAUGUGUGCUAUAUCUGUUUACUAUGCAUUGAAGUGUAAUGAACAUGACCAGCAAGAAUGGUGCCAUUAACCUGUGGACUGACCAGCAGCGAUUACCUCAGUGAGCAUCAGUAAUUUCGUCAGUCUUGGAUUCAGAACCUGCCUAUGAAGGGGCUACUAUUUCAAUUUGCCAGUCUUACGUAUCAUGACUGAAACUGACUUUCAACAUGGAGAUGCAGCUUUUAUAUAUUACAGAACAUAGAGUCGUUAAAAUAUCAAAUUGAUCAGUAAUGGCAGGCUCAUUUUCACAACGAAAGUGUUGUAUAUAAUUUACUUCCACAGCUUCCCUUUUGUUUCUUACUGGGUCAGACUAACAUUUGAAAACUAGCAACAUAGUGAGAGCUAUUUAAUUAUCCUGUCUAGUGUUCUCUUGGCCACAUGUCAAGAGAUAUCUUGACUGCUGCCCAAUCAGAGAUGUCUUACUACGUGUCUGGGAGAUUGUUAUAAAAGCAAGACACUGACAGACAGCUCGAAUAAGCCGCUGACAAGAAUUUGGAACAAGUAACGGAAGAUUGCUUUAAGUAAUGUUUUGAUAAGCUGUGCAAUACAGUUUAUUUUUAGCUGCUCAGCUUUUUUUUAAUUGUUUUUUUACUUGCACCUCAGUAAAACUGCAUUUUAGUUAAACAAAAUUGACUCAAAUAUUCUAGUGAUGCUCUGAUAAUUGUCUUUUAUAUGAGUUAUAUAACAAGUCAUAUUAGUAACUGGUAUCAUUAAACAAUAUAUACUGGUAAUGUGUGAAUAUCUGUGUAAGCAUAUACGCACACUGUGGGCACAAAUUAUAAAUAAUAAAAAUUACCAAAUGAUGCUGCCAGGUGACACCUAACUACAAAUAAAACAAAAACAAAAAAAACCCAUAAGAUUCAAAGGUAAUCAAUAACACCUUGAAGAAGAGUUCCUUUAAUGACGAUAUCAAUUUUUUGUUAUUGUUGGGUAUUUUUUAGUAAUAAAAAACACGGCUAAACAAUUCAGCAUUGUUCACUUAAGGGUUCCCUAAAAUAAGACAAUGCAUUUACAAAGAAAACAAAUUGUUCUUUAUGUUUUUUGGCAUCAGUUCCAAAGCCUGCGUGUAAUACAUUCUUGAUUUUAAAAAUAUAUAUGUAUUACGUGUCAGUGUAAAACCUUACACUCUGUGAAACUCUUCCGGCAAUGUAAUUUCUGGAUACAUCCAAUUAUCAGCUUACAGAACUCUCUGCAGACUGUAAUGACUGAGCCACUUGCCAUCCAUCAGCAGCUACAAUGCCUGGUAUCAACCAAACUUGUACUGUUUUGUCUUUUGAAAUAUCAUUUAAGAUUGGAAUUAGAAAAAGAAAAUGUAUUGCUUAAAUCAGACACAGUGCACAGCUUAAGCAUACUCCUAUUUGUUAUAUCAUGGUCUGGGAGGCCAGGGUGUUUUAUACAGCUACAAGAAGGAUUUAUAGAAGUGGAUUGACUCUAAUUUACAAUGUAUAUAGUUACAAUCAGGAUGUGUUACAGUACAAUAUGGUUUACUUUGCAUGCAAUUGUGAGUAAAAUAUUUUUGAAUACUUGUGACAGAGAGCGAGUUAAUCCUAGUCAACAAUCUUCCUCCUGACCUGUGAGGGCGCUGUGUAACAGGAACAGUGUGCCCCGGACUGGAUGGUUCCGCAGUUCAUUCCAGGGUCAGUCGGAACCAGCCAUCCAGGAUGGGGGUGGAGUCACAAUACCCUAGUAGCAAUGUGUCAGUCAUGGAUUGGAGGAGACGUGAUUGAACUAGCUAUCGGAGGGGGCGUGACUAAAGGUAUUUCAGGGGAUGUGACGAUGCAAUCUGUUCCUUUGUUAUGGUUACGAAAAAACCUGUAAAGGACUGAAGCGAAAAAUAACCGUGUUCCGUGUUGUAUUGUCAUAUUAACUAAUAUUUGUUUGUCAUUAUUAGACGGCUAAACUAUCCGGGAGCUGCCGCUACAAAGCCAGUAUUAAACCUGGACUGCACUGCACCAUUGUUUACUAUAAACGUGUAUUGCACCACCUGCACAAAGAGCACUCGCUACUGGAUUAAGUGAUCGUGUCUGUAUUUGUGUGUGUCUUAUUAUUUCGGGACUGAACCCUGUAGUUUAACUGAGCGAUACACACUGGUGUGUAGAGCCAGUUAUUAUUAGUUAUCGGACAAUAAAGAGCUGUUUAACCGUGAACUGUGUUGUUUCAAAUCAUUCCUGGUAGUCUGUGAAAUGGGUUCUGACCACGAAUUCAGAAGCUGCUG
This is a messenger RNA of Acipenser ruthenus (sterlet), 13472 nucleotides long. Its product is annotated as cubilin. The record is from RefSeq and is a predicted model, not a curated record. Gene Ontology annotation, molecular function: calcium ion binding. NCBI's taxonomy places the organism in Eukaryota, Metazoa, Chordata, Actinopteri, Acipenseriformes, Acipenseridae. The coding region runs from base 25 to 10926 and encodes 3633 amino acids. The transcript has 67 exons.